AAAGUAUCGAAUGAUCGCAAAAAUUGCGCCGUUGCGGACUUGGCAAAAGAGUACAGACAUUGUGCAGGGUAAGCUUGCAGCCGAGCUCUCCAGCGCCCGCCAACUACCAGUCAACGAGCAGCAGUCGCGCGACGGGAACGUGUCAAACAUCAGUCACGUCUCAUACAGCUACCAAACACGGGUAUUGCCCUCUCAACGCUUCACGCUCAUUGCAAAAACGAUGCGAUCCACCACAUUGGUUGCCAAUGGCCUCCGUCACCCGCUCCUCACAUCGAGCUGAGGAUCCUCCUCCCACUGGCGAUUCGAUGCGUCCGCAAGCCGCGAUACUAGACCAGGCCGUUGCCGAAGGCGGUGGCACAGGAGGUGCGCAGGGUCGUACGAAGCGAAAAUUACAAGAGUACGCGCAUGGACACAACGAACCAAGCAAACGGACGCGUGUGGCGACCCAAGGCAGAUCCGUCGCGCAAGACCGCGCCGACGCCCCUCCAGCAGGCGCUGGUCAAACGUCGGCCACAAACCUCACAAAACACCAAGCCAAAGUUGCCAAUGGCAUUCGACACGAACUAGACAGACUGGCGACCGAAGGGAGUGUCGAUAGAGAAGGCAAGCGCAAGCUGCGCUCGCAGGAGUCAACGCGCUUCAAGAGCGAGCUAGCACAGUACUUUCCGGACUACGACGAGGUGAUAGGAAAUGAUGAGAAGCAGGAAUAUCUGUUCAAUAUCGACACGCCUAUUCUCGUGUCGGACUCGGCGAACGAAAGUGAUGAUAGGCACCGCGGGCCCGAUCUCGGCACCGUGGUUUCGGUACGAAGCUACGGCGACGCGCUGUAUACAGAAGUCUCCAAUGCCCAGCGCAUCGAUUUGAGUUCACUAGGGUUGCAACAAUUCAAGAACAUUGCCUCAGAGGACCCCUUGCAUGACAGCGUUUACGAAAAGAUACAUCGAAGAGCCGAGCGACUGGAGCGGAACAUACGAAACACUGAGAAGGGGCGAGCUCAGCAUGAUCGCGACCGAAUAGUUCAGCUCAAGGAGAGUUUAGAGGGCCAGGAUUGGCUCAAGGUUAUGGGUGUUAGUGGCGUGACGGAAGCCAGGAAGAAGACAUUUGAACCCGCACGGCGGUACUUCAUAUCUGGCUGCCAAGCAAUCAUUGACAAGUUCACCAAUUGGAAGAACGAGGAGAAGCGACGCAAAGCAGAGAAGAACAAGGCCGAUGCCGAAGCCGAGGAGGAGGGCGAGGAGGAGGAGGAAUCCGAGGAAGCUAGUGAUGAAGAAGACGACUCGUCCCAUGCGACUAGCGAAGCAUCCUCCCCCGCAAAGCAGCUUCGCGAGGAGGCUAUGGCGAGAUCAAGACUGACAGCUAAAAUUGCGAAACGACCGCGACCACGGCCCCUGGUCAGACCAGAUCCGCCGAUAGGACCGCCGCCACCGCCCAAAGAGUUCAAGUCCUUCUUUGAGAAGCAGCACGAGCGUGACAGUGCAGUGAACAGGACGCGUAGAGGGCGCAAGGUCCUCGCGUGGGGAUUGCCUAUACCCGAGUUCUCCGAUGCUGAUUUCGAAUUGCCGGCUCAUUUUCUAGACGAGGACAAGAUGCGAGCCAGAGCGCGGAAGAAGCGUGCGGACAAGCGGCGGAGCAAGGGUUGAUUCACCGCUGAGAUUUGUUGUAUGUUGCACAGAACAGGCAGGGUGCCCGGCGUCACGGCUUGACUUUGUGAAGGAGGUCCAUCAAGGAGUCUAUCAAGGUUUUAUCACACUUGACGCAUGGUUGCCGUCCAACUUGUCCAAGUCCCGGGCGUAGUGAAUGUGAGGCUGAGAUUAUGCGCGGCGCGACUGCCCAGGAAUUUGAGCGUAUGUCCAAGAAGCCGUAUUGAAACCAUCAUCGUGUUGAACACCCAAGGUUUGCAUACCUAAGUUGAGUUGCAGGGAGACCUUGUGAUUUGUGAUGUAGGAAAGCUCA
This is a messenger RNA of Emericellopsis atlantica, 1953 nucleotides long. Its product is annotated as something about silencing, SAS, complex subunit 4-domain-containing protein. The transcript is spliced from 2 exons. Lineage: Eukaryota; Fungi; Ascomycota; Sordariomycetes; Hypocreales; Bionectriaceae. Bases 246 to 1640 code for a protein of 464 amino acids. Gene Ontology annotation, molecular function: histone acetyltransferase activity. The record is from RefSeq and is a predicted model, not a curated record. Gene Ontology annotation, cellular component: SAS acetyltransferase complex.